UCAUUCUUUUCUCUUUAAUCAAAGAAAAACCAUUCUCUUCAUUUUAGCCCUUCGUCAUCUUCUUCUUCCUGCAAAACCCCUUUAUAUUUUUUUUCCAUAAAAUUUCACAUAUCCAGAAUUUAGAAAUGACUCUUCUUGAUCGCCCUGAUGACAUUGAAGCCCCAAACAUUCAGGUCUGGAACAAUGCUGCAUUUGACAAUGGAGAAUCCGAUGUUAGAACCGUUUCUUGGUCAAAUAUGCAAGAUUCCUACAAGAAUCAAUCUUCCCAACCAUUGCAGAGUGAUUGCAGCAAAGAAAAUUUGUGCCCUUUGAAUUUGAAGACCCCUGCUUCCGGCAAGUACCCUGUUUCUGUGAAGCCGCUCAAUCGUAAUGGCGUCGUUGAAAAUUCACAACGGAAGCCAUUCAAAACGCCUCGUAUGGUCUCAGCCAAAAUGUAUGGUGACAAGGGGAAAGAAGAGGAGGAGGUAAUUAGUAAGAAAAGAAAUGUUGAUGAAGAAAUCGAAGAAACAGAGAGGGAAAUCAAUCGAUUAGCGACAAGGCUAAAAGCUCUUCAAAUUGAAAAGGCCGAGCAAAAAGCCGUGAGAACAGCAGUUCAGAGGGGUGCAAGAUUCGUGCCCAUCAGAUCGGUUGAUUCGAAAGCAAGUAGCAAGAAUUCAGAUGGGGUUGGUAAAAUGUUUGAAGACUCUUUAGUUGAACCGAAAAUUUGUAAAAACAGAGGCUUAAGUUUGGGGCCGUCGGAAAUCCACGGUGGCAUCGAAGCACGACGGCAAGGGAAGACAGAAAUCACGCCAGCUCAGCGAAUUCAAAACCGUCGCCAAUCAUGCCUUCCAAAAUUACUAGAUAUUGACGAAGUGAAGGCGAAGAACAGAAGAGGAAACAGCUUCAGCCUUAGCCCCAAAUCGAGGAGGACUUUGAUCAAGGCUCAAACUGUACGGAAACCAGCCACCACUAUCGUAUCAAAACGGCCGGUAAAAAAAGAUGGGGUUUUUGAAUCAAUUCAACCAAAGAAGCUCUUUAAAGACGUUGAAAAAUCAGUACCACCCACUAGUGUCAAAAAGCCAUUGAGAACUGGUAGGAUUAUAGCGAGCCGUUACAAUCAGACAAACGAAAGCAGCCAAGUACCCACAGAGAAUCGUAAGAGAUCUCUGCCAGGAAAUUGCAAAGACGAUGGAAGCAGUAGGUAUGACAAGCGGCGAUCUUCGUCGGAUCUUAGCCAAAGCAAGGCACCGCAAAGCAGAGUGAAGAAGCGAUGGGACAUACCAAAUGAAAUAAUGAUUCUUCAACAAGAAAUGGAAGAAACAUGUUUGGAGUCAGUUUCGAAGGUGGGCGAUAAGCUUCCGAGGAUCAGAACGACUCGCUGUGCGAAUAUGAGCCCAAGGGACUCGGGACCGGCCAAGAGGGUGUCUGAAUUGAUUGGGAGUAAGACAAGUUUUUUUGCUGAUGAAGAGAUGGAAGCAUUAAUCUGUCAGAAGUUGAAUUUUGCAGAGGAUGAGGAAGAAUGAAAUGAAACAAUGACGUUUUUUUUUAUAUCUUUUAAGUCAGUAUUUUGUGAACCAUAACUCCUGUUAUGGAAACAGGCAAAGCUUCUUGUUUGUAGACUUGUGUUUGUGUAAAAAAUAAAGGAUCAAACUUUCAUUUUUUAGCAACUUUUUCUAAUAUAAAUGGGGCUACAUGAGUCGUAAAAUUUAAAUUUGAAUUCAAAUGCAAUUUUAAAAGUAAUGACAAAAAUGGGAUCUGAUGAGAUCAAAUGUUGUUC
This is a messenger RNA of Cucumis melo (muskmelon), 1756 nucleotides long. RefSeq lists its product as uncharacterized. Lineage: Eukaryota; Viridiplantae; Streptophyta; Magnoliopsida; Cucurbitales; Cucurbitaceae. Bases 126 to 1502 code for a protein of 458 amino acids. The record is from RefSeq and is a predicted model, not a curated record. The transcript has a single exon.